Messenger RNA from Acaulospora colombiana, 164 nucleotides. The record is from the annotation of a GenBank genome assembly. Lineage: Eukaryota; Fungi; Glomeromycota; Glomeromycetes; Diversisporales; Acaulosporaceae.
ACGUGCGCAGGAUUGUGGGAGCCGAUAUCUCACCAGGAAUGGUCGAUUAUUACAAUCAGCGCGUCUUUAAUCAAGGCAUUCCACCAGAAGAAAUGCAAGCCAAAUGUGUGGACAUUACUAAGGAUGUAGCUCCGCUGGGUGAAGAGAAAUUUGACAUUAUCGUU